AAACCCAAAAAAGAAACGGAUUUCUGAUUUAAGUGGCUUCUUGUAGAGUAGUUGCAGACAAAGCUCACAUAGGAAGCUCCUCUAGAACAGGUUGACCAAGGGCUGUGAUGAAUUUUCCAUAGCUUAAUCUGCAUUACUCUAUCAAUGAAACAGUUGAGACCGAGGAAUUAGGUGUUUUCAACAGAGAAAACAGGCCAAAAUCUUCACGUCCAUGUGCACUAUGUAGAGGGUCAAAGCGAUCCUUGAUGCUCUGUUUUUUUCCAUUAGGUGGAAUGACUUUGGCCUUUUUGAAAAGUCCAAACCACCUACUUAUCUUUCAUCUAACAACUGUAAAGGGUCCUUACUUUAUUUUGUAGUGAUUGGGUUUUUGAGAAUGUCAAAGAGAUUUUCAAAUAUUCUAAUUGAAAGGGAGCAGCUCUAUGUGGUCACAAGACCACACUGUUGGGUGGAAGGUUAUCUGUUAUAUCACCAUCUCUCUCUCUCUCUCUCUCUCUCUCUCUCUCUCCCUCUCUGGCAGAAAGAAACAAUGCCAAUUGCCUUGCUGAGGAUUGUGCUUGGUCUACUUCUUUUGGUGUCAACAGGAACAAAAUCUGCUGGGGAGUUCGAGCAAUGGUGCAUAGCUGAUGAGCAGACCCCAGACGAUGAGUUGCAGGCAGGCAUUGAUUGGGCUUGUGGGGAAGGAGGUGCAGAUUGUAGCAAGAUUCAGGUGAACAAGCCUUGCUAUUUGCCCAACACCGUGAGGGACCAUGCUUCAUAUGCCUUCAAUAACUACUAUCAGAAGUUCAAGAACAAGGGUGGAACCUGCUACUUCAAUGGUGCUGCCAUGAUCACUGAACUCGACCCAAGUCAUAACUCUUGCCAUUAUGACUUCAUUCCUUGAUUCGAAGGCAAGUCUAGUUUAUGAAGUCCCAUGAGAAGAAUUAAAGUUGAAGACUUUUUCUUUUCUUUUUGUCUUCUUGAGGAAGGAUUCCCAUAAAGUUUGCUGUAGUUCUUCCUUCAUAGCUGAGGGGUGGGGUUGAGUUUUGUAUCAGGAGCAAACUUCAAGUCUUGCAGAAAUGGGGUUGUAAACAUUUUUGGCCUGACUUAAAAGGAAAACGAAUUUUAAGGCUGAGAAAUGUAAAUGAUUUUGAGCUCUUCGACCA
This is a messenger RNA of Vitis riparia (riverbank grape), 1142 nucleotides long. Its product is annotated as major pollen allergen Ole e 10-like. The record is from RefSeq and is a predicted model, not a curated record. The transcript is spliced from 3 exons. Lineage: Eukaryota; Viridiplantae; Streptophyta; Magnoliopsida; Vitales; Vitaceae. The coding region runs from base 374 to 880 and encodes 168 amino acids.